AUGGACGACAAGCCGACCGCCGGCGAGGAGCACUACAGCCUCCGCUGGAACAACCACCAGGCGCACCUGCUGCGCUCCUUCGAGGCGCUGCUCCACGCCGAGACGCUGGUGGACGUCACCCUGGUGUGCGCCGAGCGCCGCGUCCGCGCCCACAAGGUCCUGCUCGGCGCGUGCAGCCCGCUGUUCCGUCGGAUAUUCAGCGAGAACCCGUGCAAGCACCCCGUGAUCGUGCUGAAGGACUUCCAAGGAUGGGAGGUGCAGGCGGUCGUGGACUUCAUGUACCGCGGCGAGGUGUCAGUGGCGCAGGAGCAGCUCGGGACCGUGAUACGUGCGGGAGAGUCGUUACAAGUGCGGGGCCUGGCAGACCAGGAGGUGGCCGAGGCGGUGGAGUCCGAGAGAUCACCGGUCGGCAGCCCACCGACCGCGACGGCCGUGUCGCCGCCGGCGAGUCCGCACAGUCCGCAACCCCGGCGUAAACAAGCGAGGCCCCGUAGGCGCUCGGGCGAGUCUGAUACACCAGAAAAUUUGUCCAUGCGACGUUCACCGAGUGGUCUCAAGGCAGUGCGAUUAUCCAGAGGACGUUCUCCACACAAACAAGAGCCAGAUGAGCCGGAAACGGAGGCCCCACCUCCACCGAGAAUGUUUCCACCGCACCAGGAUAUGUUCCCACCUGUACCGCCGCCAGGAGUAUCGGCGCUUUCGCUGACACCACCGCACAGUGAGUAA
Messenger RNA from Leptosia nina, 726 nucleotides. NCBI's taxonomy places the organism in Eukaryota, Metazoa, Arthropoda, Insecta, Lepidoptera, Pieridae. The record is from the annotation of a GenBank genome assembly.